UCAAGCAUUACUCGACAUUUUAAGAUGGAGUUUCUUGAGGACAGCGCCCUACACCGGGAGUAUAUAACUAGCAGCAGGAGAGCAGCCACCACAAUUUCUCACACACACUGACGACAACAUGGUCGCCAUACAGAUUACAGCGGUUGCUCUGCUGGCCUCCUUCAUGGUUGCAGCCGCACAUGUAACCAGUGCCCGCAGCCUUGGUUCUGACGGCCAUAUUACAAAGGUGGUCGGAGUGGACGUUGUAGCGGGUCGUAGCGGUGGCUUCAACACUGGUACAAGUCGUGGGGUUGGCGGGGCGUUUGUCGCUGGACCUGGAGUAGGCUUCAGGGGUGUGACUGUGGGAGACGGUCAAGGUGGGGGACUUGUGGCUGUGGGAGACGGUCGAGGUGGGGGACUUGUCGCUGUGGGAGACGGUCAAGGUAGGAGACUUGUCGCUGGAUCUGGAGGAGGUUUCGGGGGUGUGGCUGUGGGAGACGGUCGAAGUGGGGGACUUGUCGCUGUGGGAGGCGUAAAAACUGGCAUCAGAAGGGACGGUCUUGCAGUGGGUGCUGUCAAGAGUAGUUUUGGAGGUACAGGUUUAAGGGGUGGCCAAAGAGGCACAGCUUUAGGAGGUGGGUUUGCUGGCGCAGUUGUAGGAAAAAGUCUGGGAAGCUCAGCUGCAAGUAGCGGGUUUGGAACUGUUAUUAAAGAUGGAUUUGGCGGUGCAAGUAUUGCAGGCGGCUAUGGAAGUUCAACCGGCGGAGGUGGUUUUGGAGGCGGAGCUGUGAAACAUGGGUUUGGCGGUGCAGGUUUUGGAGGUGGCUUUGGUGGUUCAACUACAGGUGGCGGUUUUGGAGGUGGUGCUGUAAAGGAAGAUUUAGGAGGUGUAGCUGUUGCAGGAAGAUUCAAAGGAGGCUAUGUAAGCAGCGUGGCUGGUGGUACUGCCCACUGUCUCCAUCGCUGCUAGACUUGGUACUCCACAGUGCUGACAGAACGGACUCCGUGUCACCGCCCAAGAUAUUUCCAGCCGGUCUUCCUAAUUUAUUUUUUUUGAGAAAUCUCGAAUCUAAUACCAUAAAUGAUCCUAAAUUGUGACAUACAAGAAACUGAAAAACUUGUGAAUUAUUAUAUAAAGUUUAUCAAGGAACUGAUAAUAAAUGAACAAUUCAUAUAAAAACGAAAGUUGGUCUUCAUUAUGUGGUAUAAUUGACCUGAAGCGCCACUCUUAACUUAUCAAUUAUGUUCUUAUUAAUAUACGUAUGACUGUGGAUCAAUCAUCUAAAUAUUGCUCUCCAGAAUGUGGAUUAUUUGUGUACAUUAUAAUGGUGCACCUGCUAAAAAAUGUAUUAACAUUGUGUUAUUAUAAAUCUGAGUGCUGAUUAUUAUUGUCUGUUAGUUUUUUUGGGUGUUAUUAACAUAAUGUAGCAUCUUUGUUAACAAAUAUAUUCUGCCCUUUUACCUUUAAUUUCUACAAAAAUUAUGACUGAAAUAACAGAGUUUAAUAUUAAGGUCAUUAUUGUGAAAAUCUUAGCCUAUAAAGCCUCUGUCAUAUGCUUUAAUUAUUGAAAUA
Molecule: messenger RNA, 1552 nt
Organism: Cherax quadricarinatus
Lineage: Eukaryota; Metazoa; Arthropoda; Malacostraca; Decapoda; Parastacidae
Source: RefSeq, a predicted model, not a curated record